Spinacia oleracea (spinach) is the source of this 1501-nucleotide messenger RNA. RefSeq names its product probable F-box protein At3g61730. The record is from RefSeq and is a predicted model, not a curated record. The transcript has 8 exons. Gene Ontology annotation, molecular function: protein binding. Lineage: Eukaryota; Viridiplantae; Streptophyta; Magnoliopsida; Caryophyllales; Amaranthaceae. Gene Ontology annotation, cellular component: nucleus. Gene Ontology annotation, biological process: reproductive system development. Bases 262 to 1176 code for a protein of 304 amino acids.
UUAGAGGAAGAGGAGAAGAGAUGAGGAAACUGAAACAGAUAGCUGAAACACGGUCGUUUUGAUAUUCAGCAUGCAUGGCCAUGAGUUUUGGGUCCCACUCCCGGGUAUGUUAAAGUGAAUUCAAAAAUACGAGACAUCUCUCACUCCCGCGUCUUUCUAUAAAUAUACACAGUCCCUUUGAAGCUUUCGCAAUUCAGAUUUCUCUUCAUUUCAAAAUUAUCGCUCCUCAAACACUUCAAUUCAUCGAUCCAACUGAAGAAAAUGGGGAAACGAUUGAAGAGAACUCUGCCGUUUUGCUCCUGCAGCUCUCCUCGCCUCUCUUCCUUUUUCUCUCUCCGCGCUUCCUUCGCCUGGUUCGAGGAUGACGUAUGGAUUGAGAUAGCAAAGUACCUAGAUGGAAGAUCUCUGGUGAUGCUUGCAACUACCUGCAAAUGGUUCUACAAGACUCUAUCAGAAGAGUGUGUUUGGAAAUACGCCUGCUUACGCGAUCUUGAGGUUCCUGAUCCAGGAGAUGUGUCUUUUAAAUGGAAGAAACUCUAUGCAUCAGCUUUUGAUGGGAGUCACUCUUACUUGUUUCGCCAGGAGGAGAAACACAUAGAUUGGAUUCGCAUUGGUGCAUUUUUCCUUGAAUCUUCAGCAGCAAUUGUGACUGAGAAGCUGACUUGUCCACCCCGAAAGAUCCAACGGAAGGAGACUCUUGAAGAAAUGCUGCAAUCCCGUGGCUUAUGUGUGCUCACCAAUAUUAAAACCGGAAUCUGGAUAGCUGAUCUGCAGCUCGUUCGUUGCCCAGUCUGUGACCUUAAUACAUGUGAUGGUACAAUGCAGACACUAGAUGCAAGGCAUUUUGAACUAUUCCUGAAUGAAAAUUACCAAGAUGGAAGCUGGGAUUACACACAAAUCGGUUCACAUGAGACCAAAAAGCAUGUGGAUGGAGCUUCUGGCGCCAUAUUUGACAUGAAACAUCUCAGGGAUGCUUCUACUGCUGAGGUUUUUAACGCGAAGUCAUGGACCGGAAAACAAAAUGACUGGCAGCCAAAGGCCAAGAUCACCCUUCAUGCUGUUGCAGUCAAUACAAAUUUGCAACAAAAUGAAGGGAUAAAUGUCAAAUUUCAUGUCAUGAGAGAUGGAGCUGAUGGCCAAAUCAUGGCGAUAAGAGUCUCUCAGCAGCUCCUGUAAAAUCACACGACACUACACAACUACAAAUCACUUGCCAACCGCUAUUAUCUCCACUCACAACUCAUAACUCGUGGCUUAUAUAAUAUGAAGAUCGUAGUCAAUUUAUCAGCUUCCAUUUAUUAGUAGCUAAGCCUAGGAUAUAUGUUACUAAACAGAAGAUUAUACUCAAACUAUUGCUGGCAACAGGCAGUUUCAAGCAUUGUUUCAGGUGUAUAGAAAUGUUCACAUUUUCCACUGUUGAAAAUUUUGGAUAGUUUUGGUUUGAGGUAAGGGAAGGGAAAGGAAAACAGUGUUGGCGUAAAACUUAAGAAAUUAGUAUAAUCAA